Messenger RNA from Athene cunicularia (burrowing owl), 1773 nucleotides. It is a transcript of the gene PBX4, whose product is annotated as PBX homeobox 4. Gene Ontology annotation, molecular function: RNA polymerase II cis-regulatory region sequence-specific DNA binding; DNA-binding transcription factor activity, RNA polymerase II-specific. NCBI's taxonomy places the organism in Eukaryota, Metazoa, Chordata, Aves, Strigiformes, Strigidae. The coding region runs from base 83 to 1144 and encodes 353 amino acids. The transcript is spliced from 8 exons. The record is from RefSeq and is a predicted model, not a curated record. Gene Ontology annotation, cellular component: nucleus. Gene Ontology annotation, biological process: brain development; regulation of transcription by RNA polymerase II; animal organ morphogenesis.
GCAUCUUUCGCCGCCUUUCCUGGUGGCGUUCACUCAUUCUUCCUUCUUCCAUUUCAGAAAACAUGCCUUGAACUGCCACAGAAUGAAGCCUGCUCUUUUCAGCGUGCUGUGUGAGAUCAAGGAGAAAACAGUGUUAAGUAUUCGCGGUAUUCAGGAAGAAGAUCCCCCAGAUGCUCAACUAAUGAGACUAGAUAACAUGUUGCUGGCAGAGGGUGUCUCCGGGCCCGAGAAAAGAGGAAGAGGAGGACCGAUGGCUGUAGCAGCAACAUCAGGUGGCUGUCCAAAUGACAAUAGCAUUGAACACUCUGACUACAGGGCCAAGCUGUCACAGAUCCGACAGAUAUACCACUCUGAGCUAGAGAAAUAUGAACAGGCCUGCAGUGAGUUCACCACCCACGUCAUGAACCUGCUUAGGGAACAGAGUAGAACCAGACCAAUUUCGCCAAAAGAAAUCGAGCGCAUGGUGAACAUAAUCCAUGGCAAAUUCAGCACCAUCCAGAUGCAGCUGAAGCAGAGCACGUGCGAGGCAGUAAUGAUCCUGCGCUCCCGCUUUCUUGAUGCCAGGCGUAAACGACGUAACUUCAGCAAACAGGCAACGGAAGUACUGAAUGAAUAUUUUUAUUCGCAUCUGAGUAAUCCUUACCCCAGUGAAGAGGCCAAAGAAGAGCUAGCAAAGAAAGGUGGCAUCACGGUUUCACAGGUUUCCAACUGGUUUGGUAACAAAAGAAUUCGAUACAAAAAAAACAUGGGGAAGUUCCAAGAAGAAGCCAAUAUUUAUGCUGCAAAAACAGCAGUGGAUGCAACUAAUGUCGUGGCUCAAGGCAACCAGGCAAAUUCUCCGUCUACACCAAAUUCAGCUUCCUCUGGCUCUUUUAAGAUGACAAAUUCUGGAGAUUCGUUUAUAAACUUGCAGUCAUUGACUUCCUACCAGAGCUCCCCAGUGGGAGCCAGUGUGCAGUCGCAGAUGGAUUCCUUACAUCACGUCAUACACCAGACGGGAAGAUAUGACACAAUUGUGGGGAAUCCUUUGUAUACGACGCAGCGCAUAGAUGCUAAUGGCAGCUGGCAGGAUGCUACCACCCCUUCAUCAAUCACUUCACCUGCUGGAGACCCUGGAAGUGUUAAUUCGGAUGCGUCUAAUUAAGUUUUUAGGACCUAUUGAUGAGAGGAAAGAGGUCAUUAGUGUAAUUUGUCAAUGUUGCUCUUUUGCCAAUACUAUUGUUUAUACAACUUGACACACAGCUAAUUACCUCAGAAAAAACCCUGGAACCAAUAGACGAUUGUGAUUACAAUGAUACCUCUCUACCUCUCAGCCUCACGCAGUUGAGUUCUUUUUACUUAUGCCCAUUGGGAUGUGAAAUUGUUUUAAAAGAACUUGCUUCAUUUUCCUAACCAAAUUCAUUUUUUAAAAAAUAUGGAUUUUAUGGUAAGAAUCUGAAAGUGUCUCUUCUGGAACUUGGCGUUUGUCUCAAGUUUUACAGCUUAAGAAAACUGACUUAUUUUAAUUUCCAUAAAGUUUUUUACUAUGAAAUUUCUGUUCUAGUUGAUAGCUACUACCAGUUAACCCCCCUGUAUUGUAAUUGUAUGCGUUCUCUGUAUUGUAAUUUUGUAUAGGAAAAUAAGCUUUUCUUAACUAGAAUUCAUUCUGAGCUAAUUAAUCAGAACGUUGCUUUACCAAAACUCUCACUGGACUUUGCUCUCGGGUAGGACCUUCCAUCCUGUGUCAUUCCACGUAAUUCUAAUUUAAUGUCUAGUAAAAACAAACAAACAAAC